Molecule: messenger RNA, 5661 nt
Organism: Acanthopagrus latus (yellowfin seabream)
Lineage: Eukaryota; Metazoa; Chordata; Actinopteri; Spariformes; Sparidae
Gene: usp43b
Product: ubiquitin specific peptidase 43b
Exons: 16
Coding region: 361-4029 (1222 amino acids)
Biological process (GO): protein deubiquitination
Molecular function (GO): cysteine-type deubiquitinase activity
Source: RefSeq, a predicted model, not a curated record
GGAGAGAGAGAGAGAGAGAGAGAGAGAGAGAGCGCUCAGUGCUGCAUCUGGACGGACGGACGGACGGCGGAGCGGCUCGUGUUGUGCGGGGCAUGACGAGAUGCCGCCCGUGACAGCGGGGUCGGAGUAAUAAUGAACGCCUUUAGCAAGUGCUGGGAUGGACGAGGAAGGUUUACCGUCAGCGCCGGGGGGAAUAACAGCGAGCCCUUGUGCCUCGUGGCUCCGAGAUGGUGUCACCUCUGUGCGCUCUUCCCUCUGCUAUCCGGACAGGGGACACUGGCAGAGGAGUGACACACCGGCGUCGGAAUUUACACAGUUAUCAGUGUGAGAGUAGACGGUGGAGGGAGUAGAGGCACUGUCAUGGAGAAACAGAGCAGAGUCAAGGAGGAAAUGCCGACAUCGAAGGAGGAGAAGCGCAAAGAGAAGAAGCCCAAAUCUGGGAAGCUCUUCCGAAAGAAAUCGUUGAAGUCUGUUGGGAGCUUUAUGAACAGAAUCAUCAAAACUUUGGGCACUUUCACCCACUUUGGAGACGCUGACGCGCAUGACGCGGAGGACGACGACGGGGGGUUUCGGAAUGGCGCACCUUGCACCCUGAGCGCCGGCUCGGGGAUCAUCAGAGAGGACGUACAGGUGGCCUGGGAGCGGGUGGUGAAGAACACUUCCAGCACGUCCUCCUCUCUGUGCGCGGGCAGAGAAAAACUCCUGUACCACUACGGAGAGAAAAUCCCAGGUGUCCUGGGGCUGAAAAACCACGGGAACACCUGUUUCAUGAACGCCGUGGUCCAGUGUCUGAGCAACACGGACCUGCUGGCGGAAUACCUGGGGCUGGAGCGGUACAAGCUGGACCUGAGUCAACCCAGAAUCAACGGGGUGGUGAGGAGUGAGGAGACGAGGCUUGCCAAGGGGGAAGUCACUGAGCAUUUGGCAUCACUUGUCAGGGCUCUGUGGACCCUGGAGUACACCCCACAGCUGUCUGUGGACUUCAAGACCAUAGUGUCCAAGUAUGGAUCACAGUUUCGUGGUAAUUCCCAACAUGAUGCCCUGGAGUUCCUGCUGUGGCUGCUGGACCAUGUUCAUGAAGACGUCAAUCUGGCCUCCCACAAUAACAACAACAAGACCAAAGCUCCUGGAAAGGGUCCCGGUGGAGCUGAGGAGGAGCUGUCUCCUGACCCAUCCCAGUCCCAGCAGCCCGGAGUCCAGCACAGCUUUGUCCAGGAACUGUUCCAGGCACAGUACAAGUCUUCGCUGACAUGCCCCCACUGUCUGAAACAAAGCAACACUUUUGACCCUUUCCUCUGCAUCUCGCUCCCCAUUCCUCUACGUCAAACCAGGCCGCUGUGUGUGAUUCUGGUGUUCAGCACCAAAGGACAGAGGUACCUGCGGGUCGGGAUGACUGUGCCUCUGUUUGGCUCUGUGGCUUGCCUGAGGAGGAUGGUGGCUGAUGAGGGGAAACUUUCCCCAGACCAGGUGAUCCUCACUGAGGUUUAUUCUACGGGCUUCCAGCGCUCCUUCUUUGAUGAGGAUGAUCUAACCAGCAUAGCUGAGAAUGAUGUCAUCUAUGCCUUCCAGGCUCCGCCCCUCUAUAUCAGAGGAGGCUCUGCACGGAUCUCAGGUUACCAUCACAGCCUCCCAUCAUCGCCAUACUCCACUGGUCCUGAGGGUCAGAGGUUACCUUCAUCAGGGACGUUGUCGUCAGAGUUCCUCAAUCAGGGCGUCCCUGUGAAGAUCCUGCUGUUGGUGUGCAACGCCGCAGGGGCCGGCCAGCAUGUCGUUAGGUUUGGACCGCCAUUCCUAAUGAGGGAGGACCGGUCUAUUUCCUGGGACCAGCUGCAGCAGAGCAUCCUCAGCAAGCUUUAUUACCUAAUGAUCAAUGGAGCUCAGGCACAGAACACCAGAGUGCUGUUCAACAUCCGUGUGGUGGGAGGAUCAGCGUUUUACAGCUACCUGUCACCUCAGGACGGGCGGCCACUUUACCACCCUGCUGUCGACAGAGCUCUGAAGCUGUGCGGCUCAGGAGGACCUCCACAUGUGAAGCUCAUCAUCGAGUGGGAGAUCAGAAUCAAAGACCUUCUGUUUGGUAACAUUCAUGAGGAGGUGGUGAAGGAUGCAGAGAGUGUGAGGAAUCAGCAGCAGCAGCACAUCCAACAGUACAGCUGCACCUUGGAUGAGUGCUUCCAGCUCUACACCAAAGAGGAACAGCUCGCCCCUGAUGAUGCAUGGAAGUGCCCCCACUGUAAGCAGCUGCAGCAGGGCAUGGUGAAGAUGAGCCUGUGGACGCUGCCGGACAUCCUCAUCCUCCACCUGAAGCGCUUCAGGCAGGUGGGAGAGCGGAGGAACAAGCUCACCACCUUUGUGCAUUUCCCCCUGGCGGGUCUGGACAUGGCGCCUCAUAUGGUGAACCGCAACCACGGCACCCACCCACCCCCUCUGCAGCCCGGCUGGAAACAGUCCCGACGACCUGACCUGGCUCCUCCCGACUUCCUGUAUGAUCUGUAUGCCGUGUGCAACCAUCAUGGAGGAAUGCACGGCGGACAUUACACAGCCUUCUGUAGGAACUCUGUGGAUGGCCAGUGGUACAGUUACGAUGACAGCAGUGCUGAGCCAGUUCCAGAGGCGGAGGUGUGCACACGUGGAGCUUACAUCCUCUUCUACCAGAGGAGAAACACCAUCCCACCUUGGUCUGCCAGCUCCUCAGUCACCGGUUCCACCAGCUCUUCCACCUCUGACCACUGGCUGGUCCGGCUGGCAGGGGGUAGUAAGAGGGGCAGCGUGGUGUCAGGAGGACCUGUCCCUGGACCCAUGGGGCCCUUACAGGUUCCAGAGUCUCCUGAUCUGCCAGUGUUUAGAGAUGAACCCCCUAAAGCAGUAGAAACAAAUGGGUUUGAAGCCAAGCCAUUUGUCCGUGGGACCCAAGGAAGGAGUGUAAGCAUGAGAUCACCGACUAAGCCCAAGGAGAGCCUCAGCAAAGUUCUGCCACUGCGAUGGUCUUUUGGCUCCAAGGACCGCAUCAAACCCCCAGCUCAGACUCAGCCUGGAGAGCUGGUGGAGUACCUGGAGUCUGGGCGCCGGCCCCGAUGUACCAAAGACCCGAUUAUAACACUGGUGGCCACCCCACCACAAAGGAGUGCCAAGGGAAGAGCCUUUGAAGUAGGACAUGACUGCAGCUCACCUAGUGGCAGCAGUCUCAGUUGUACAGACAGACUCAGCUCAGACACUUGUUACUCCCCCAAAAUACCAGAGGGACAGAGCAGAGCAUGUGUGGAGAGAAGCAUCAGCCAUGGAGUCUCUAACAGCAGCAGGGCUGCAGCCAGGGAUUACGGGUCUCUGAGGCAGAGGUCAUCAAAAAGAACAAGGCAGGACCAGGGCAGGACCCUGGACUUCCAGUUUCAGCUUCAGAGAGGGGCCAUUCUAGCCGGUCAUAUCAGCCAUAGUGCACCUCCGAGUAGAGAUUCCACAUUGAGAAGGACCAAGUUCCAGACAGGGGUGAGCUCUAGGGCACAAAAAGACUUGUUACAGAUGGUCCUUCAUCCUGAGGACAGGAGAGGGCAGAGGGGACAGGAGGGCCGCAGCCACGAAAGCCUCUUGUCUUUUUUCAAACCAGGUUUCAUGAAGAAAGACAUUCCUGGGUCACCAAUCAAGGGCCAGGACAGGCGUAUGAACGGCCACGGACAAAUGGGAAGGCUGGCAAGCACGAAUUUAGCCAAACUGUCACUUUCCAAUGGAACACUGACGGCAACGGCGCUAGAAGAGAGGAAGACCAGCGUCAUCCCGACCUGCGACACCCAUAACUGCAAAGUACAGCUAGUCAACGGACAGGCCGGGAGUCACGACCCUGUGGACAUCAAGCGUGCUCACAGUUCCAGUAACAUCCAGACCAAGCUGGAUCUGACCUUCCGCAGGUGUGCCUCCCUGCAGAGGAAUGGAGAAGUGGUGGUCCCUCCGGCCCACCGCAUCCUGCUGGUGGACAAGCCCAGCUACGCCACUCUGCAGCGGACUCGAUACAGUACCACCUCCCUGGUGCCUCUGUGACAGCUCAGAAUGACUAUUGAACACAAGGACCUCUCUGCUGAUUUCUCCACAUGGCACCCGGAGAGGCUCCCCACAGAGGGCAUCGCUGGAAACAAAGUCUAUCUUCUUGUUCCCCUUCAUAGUACUGUUCUAAGUUCUUACCUGUGUGUGUCUUAAACUAAAUCUAUGCAGAGUUGAAUUUACUAAGGAGAAAUACUGCUGUAAUGUGUUUUUUGUCCUUGUUUUGUUUUAAAAAGCAGUCUGCUGUUGGAAUUUAUUAUCAAUAUUUGAAAACUGGAGGGUGAUUUUGGGAAUGUUUUAUGUUUUAAGCCCAUUAUGCUUUCAGAAAAUCAACAUCUACUAAUGCUGGUCAUGUGUUGGUUGCAUUCAGCUAAUAAAAAUGACAGAUAAUGGGCUAAAACAUGUACAAUUGUUUGACACUGCAAAACAUACUAACACCCGCACUGUAAAUUGGCUGCUGCAACAACAUUUUUUGCUUUGUCAUUUACACUCAUGUGUGCGUUAUAUUAUCGAUGAACUUUCUUUUUUUUUUCUUUAGAAAAAUAAUCAUUAUUUUGCUACAUGCCAAGAACAUAUAUGCCACAUUACAUUGCUAAUGUAGGAACAGUUACAUUGAACUAUAUCAGCAACAAGCAGGGUUUGUAUGUGUGAGUUUCAGGUAUCGAUUGAGAAGCUUGUGGAUUUUCAAAAGUCGAAAACACUAAGUUGUUUUUGUGUGUUCCCUUUGAAAUUGCUAUUUUCUGAUGGAGGGAUGAUGAAGAGCUCUGCCUACAUCAGUAAACAACAGGAGUCAUUGUCAUGACUAAAAGGAGAUAAAAUUAUUGUCCUUCCCUGAAGGUUGCAGAGCAUUAAGAGAGGGCGUUUGUUUUUCCACCUCUGCUGAGCAACAAUGUCACAUUCACUUUCAGCUGGGUUUGAAUUCUUGCAGAUAAAAUGCAAAGCUGAAGCUCAGUUUGAAGCUGUUUCCUUAUCUGGGAUUGAAUAGAGGGUUCACACUUUUUGCACACACACAGACACUUAAUUAUUAAUUCUCUGCAGCCACAGGGAUGUGAUGAGUCCUAACGGUAGUCUGCCACAUUCACAUAAACUGUAGUAAAAUAAUCACCACAGAUGGUGAGGCAUUCUGUUCUCCUGUUGCCUGUCUAAUGUAUAUUUAAUUCACAGUUUGAGUAUCAGCACAAUGCUCUUUGGUUUACUCAUGCAUUGUAAAUGCGUCUCUUGGGUUUACUGGGGAAUGUAAAUGUGAGCGUCUGGAUUGUUCGCCGUCACUGUAACUGUGUUCACGUCUCAUGUUGUGUCAUUUAACGUUACUGUUUAACAACACUCUUUACCAAAUGAAAUGAUAGAACAUGAAGGAUGUUUCUGAGACAUUAUUUGGGAAAUAUGGCUAGAUUAUAUUUUAUUAUUAACUUUUUUAAAAGUCUACAUUUUGUACCUGAUGUGUAAUUAUGUAAUUUAAGUACCAGAUUAAAACUGUAUGUUUCAGGUGAAGUCAAAUUGAUGCAUAAUGUAGGUUGGGUUGAAUUGGUCACAACACACGAAGGUCCCAUUACUGGACUGUCUAUAAUGUCUGCUUAAUGUACUGCAAGUUUUAUGGAUUGCAAAUUAAACACAGCUUUUCUCACAAAUGGA